This is a messenger RNA of Lineus longissimus, 3345 nucleotides long. RefSeq names its product GATOR2 complex protein MIOS-B-like. Bases 141 to 2783 code for a protein of 880 amino acids. The transcript is spliced from 27 exons. The record is from RefSeq and is a predicted model, not a curated record. Gene Ontology annotation, molecular function: protein binding. Gene Ontology annotation, cellular component: cytoplasm. NCBI's taxonomy places the organism in Eukaryota, Metazoa, Nemertea, Pilidiophora, Heteronemertea, Lineidae. Gene Ontology annotation, biological process: positive regulation of TORC1 signaling; cellular response to amino acid starvation.
CCUUGACCUGAAACUAAAAGUGUCCCAGAAAAGUUGAUUAUUUCCUCGAUUUUAAUCUAAUUUUUCCCGAGUUUCGAAAUAACAUAUGAUAUGACCUAGUGUGAUAAGAAUAUCCAUACGGCCUGACAGACAAACUGAAAAUGAGUAGUAUCAAAACGGACGUGCUGUGGUCCCCAAACCAUGUAGACAAGUACAUGACGUUUGGCACGGACUUGAGCUUAUUCCAAGUUGAGAAGAUUAGUUACGGACAAGGAAAGGUUGACAAUCGACUUUCAGAUGACACAUAUGGCACCCUCCUCUCAAGUAACACGAGCCAUCAGUACAUGAAAUGUGUGGCCUGGUGUCCAAGGGCAGUACCAGAUCAUCUCGUAGCUGUUGGACAGGCAAAUGGACGUGUCGUUCUCACAAGCUUUGGGAAAGGUGGAACUGGUGACCCGGAGGGGUUGACCGGCAAACAGUUUGUCCCAAAGCAUCCUCGUCAGUGUAAUGCCCUCUGCUGGAAUCCACUGGAACCAACACUGUUGGCCGAGAGUCUAGAGAAGCAUCGUGUCGACUACUCGAUUCUUAUCUGGGAUGUGAACUCGCGACCGAUGGUGAGCGGGCCUGUCACACCAGAAAGGGGACAUGUCGACUCGACAGAGAGAAACAUCAUCACGAAACCAGUCGUUGAAUUAGGCCCUGGCGAGACAACGUUGUCCUUCAACUGGUCGCCACACGAACCCAAAACUCUUGUGGCCGGAAUGAACAACAAAUUUCUUAGGAUCUAUGAUCUGCGAGAUACGACGCAUCCAAGGAACGUAGCACUCAACAAGGCAGUCCAUGGUAUCACGGUGGAUCCACACUGCGAAUAUCGGCUAGCGUCAUUUGUGGAUAAUCAAGUGCUCAUCUGGGAUGUGCGAAGUUUUGACAAACCAGUAUUAACAUUCCAAGAGACACGAGGUGUCCUCAAGAUAGCCUGGUGUCCAACAAGAUUUGGUUUAUUAGCGAGUUUAGCGAAGGAAAGUUCUGUGGUGAAGCUGUAUGAUGUGCAACACUCAGGUCUCGGAUCGGAUGAGCUGGAACCAGCCAUCAUCGAGAGAUUGGUCCACCCUUACGGCCACAAUGCUGUCUCAUCAUUUGCUUGGCAUCCCACCGACGAGAACAGGAUGCUGACCGUGUCACCAACUGGCUUCCUAAGAGACGUACGCAUCUUUGAGAGAAUUGCCUUGACGUGGUCUCCAAGCAUGUACCUGUUGUGGUCGUGUGGUAAGAAGAUCGUGGAGUGUGUCCCUGAUGAGAGGGUUGAGGAAGCAGACGAUAUCUCCAUGGUGAUGAAGAUGAGAGCCAAGAUGGGUUACGGACUCAAGGAGAGCGUUUGGAAAAAUGCGAAAUUUGCUGAUGAAACUCUGAAGAAUGUCUGGUAUUGGCUAGAUCUAAUGAAAAAUUUACAAGUCGAAGGCAGAAUAAAAGGUUCAGCCAAAAGUAUUCAAAAAGUCUAUGGUGCUAAAGCGGUGUUGAGAGGCGAGUUGAACCCAACUGGUUCUUGUAAUAAGAGUGAGAUGAUACCAAAUGUACCAUGGGUCGGCAUAGAAACCAAUAAAUACAGCAAUCACUUAAAGAUGUACAGGAGUGAAGAGAGAACGAAGGCAAUGGAGCUGUGUGGCUGGGAUUUCGACCGAGGGGAUUCUAGUCUGAGGAUAUUUUUAGAAAACCUUGAAUCCCGAGAUGAAUAUGAGAGAGCGGCGACCAUAUCUCUCUUCUCAUUAAAGAUGAGACUUGCCAUUGAUGUAUUAAAGAAAGGCGGAGUAGCUACUGGGAGCGCCAACGCAGGCAAGUCCAACCUAAACAUGGUCGCCAUGGCGAUAUCCGGAUACGCAGACGACCGCAACCCGCUAUGGAAAGAGAUGUGUGGCGCCCUCCGAAGUGAACUUCAUAACCCGUAUCUACGUGGCAUGUUCGCUUUCCUCACGAGUGAGUCGGACAACUUCGAAGACGUUGUUAAUGAGAGUGGUAUGGCGUUACAAGACAGAGUCGCGUUUGCAUGCAUGUAUCUUAAUGACAGCAGGUUGAAUGACUUCAUCGAGAAGAUCACCGCUAGGAUGAUAGAGAGUGGCAACCUGGAUGGAAUAUUGUUAACAGGUUUGUCGACGGAAGGUCUCGAUCUCCUGCAGAGAUACGUUGAUAAGACAGGUGACGUGCAGACGGCAUCACUGGUUGUGAUUCAAGGCUUCCCAGCCGAUAUAUCAAAGGAUACGCGGGUAGUCUCAUGGAUUGAUAGUUACCGAGACCUCCUGGACCGGUGGCGUCUCUGGCAUGAAAGGGCGGAGUUUGACGUCCAUCGUUUCCGCUGUGAUACGAGUAGUCGUCCACCGCAGCAAGUGUUUGUCAGUUGUAACUUCUGCGGCAAGUCAAUAUCGUACAGUAUGCUGACCAUGGGCCGGACAAGACAUUACACGUCCUUUGGGGGCUCGCCGAACAAAUCAAAGGUGACGAGUUGCCCCGGCUGUAGGAAACCUCUCCCUCGCUGCUCGCUCUGUCUCAUCAACAUGGGCACAGCAUCCGGCGUUGCGCGACAGAAACAAAAAUCUUCCGACUGUGAUGGUGACAGAAUGACUGCAUUUCCUAAGUGGUUUACUUGGUGUCAGACUUGCCGACAUGGAGGUCAUGCCAUUCAUAUAUCAAAGUGGUUCAGUGAACACAAAGAAUGUCCAGUGACUGGCUGUACCUGUAAGUGUAUGACGUUGGACACGGCCAGCAGACUCAACACGGAGGCAGACACAACAGCCAUUGUGAAAGCGUCAUGAAGUUGAAACUGGGGAGUUAACAAGGACUGAAAGCCCUUCAAAUUCUUGUGAUCUUGGCUACAUUUAUUUGUCUUGGACAUAUCUCCGGAAACCUAGUCAAGAGUUGUGUCAUAUAAUGUUCCCCGAUAAUCACAAGUUCCUGCAAAGUUGCAGGGAUUCUGGAAAUAUUUGUGUCUUAUAAAAUUGGGGACUGUGUUCUUGUCUAUAGUUCACCUUUAAAGGGGGAAUAUAGGCAAGAACUUGGGUGUACAAAUGAUGGUCUCCUGCCUAGCUAACUUAUACAGAUUGUGACUUCGUCUCACUAAGCAAACAAGUGAUUUCUGUUGCUGCGACCUGUGAUCACGAUCGUGUGCAAUAAAAGUCUCUUGUGUGCUGUACUAUCGAUUUUGUACAUAUCCUUAAGAAAAAUUUGACUGUAACUUGUUUGUUGCUUGAACUGCUCUAUGAAUGUGCUUAACCGAGUGUUACUUCAAAAACUGAAAUGACCAUUAUUUCAAAAAGUAGUUCUGGUUGGGGACAAUUGUACUACAAUUAUAUUUUACUCAAGUUGUCGUCAAGAUAA